AUGGCUUCCAAGGGAAGCGCGUUGGUGGUAGCGGCUGUGCUGCAGCUGCUGCUACUACUGGCGGGUAACGCCGUGCCGAGUGUGGGUCAGGACACGAGCCUGCAGCAGUGCUUCUGGCCGCUCAAUUCCACGGAGGCGAGUAUUCUGGCGGACGUGGGAGCGAAUCUGGACUACUUUCCGUACGACAUGUCCUUUAUCACCACCUGCGUCAAUGUCGGCCUCACCUGCAGCGACGCUGGCUACGUCACUGGAAUCAAUUGGCAGUACAAGGCAAUUCAAGGGGAGCUGCCUUCACAGAUUUUCCAGCUAGUGCACCUUGAAUACCUGACUCUACGCGACAACUAUCUGCGUGGCUCAAUCCCUUCUGAAAUCGGCAACCUUGUCAAUCUCACAUUAUUGGACCUCACCAACAACUCCUUCUCAGGUCCCUUCCCCACCUUCUUCAGCAAGCUCACCAAGCUCUCCUACCUGUACAUGGGAUUGAACAAGUUUACCGGCAGCCUUCCUGAAGCCAUUGGCAACAUGGUCUCUCUCGGCGACCUCUCCCUGUUCGAUAAUGAGCUCUCGGGUACUCUGCCCUCUUCUAUAGGCCGCCUUACCAAUCUCUACAACUUGGCACUGUCAAGGAACCGCCUGUCAGGGACUCUCCCCAACUCUUUCUCCAACAUGCCCAGCCUCGGCUCCAUCCUACUGGAAAAAAACAUGUUUACGGGGUCGCUGGCUCCCCUCGCUGAUGUCUCCUCCCUCAGCGCCAUCUUCCUGUGCUGCAACCGCUUCAAUGGGACCAUACCGCCCACCUUCUCCUCCAAUGUCUUCACUGACAUUGACGUGUCAGUCAACGACCUGACAGGGCCCCUGCCAUCCGGCCUCAGGUUCUCCGAACCUCCUGGCGGCCCGAAUUUCAACGCAUCAUUCAACCGCCUCUCGGGGGAAAUCCCCUUCGACUUCAACGUCAAUUUCUUCUUCACCCUUGACAUCUCUCACAACAAUUUGUCGGGCAGAGCGUUCUUUUCGGGGCAACAGGAGAGUCCUAAAACUUUCACCAUCAACUAUUCACACAACAGAUUCUCAGGAGCGAUCGACCCCUCCCUCUCCACGCUCACGUACCUCCACGACCUGAACAUGUCCGGCAACCUUCUCACGGGGUCCAUUCCAGCCUUCAUUUCGCUCCUCACCAACCUCACUCUGCUCGACCUCUCCUCCAACCAGUUGACUGGGGCCGUGCCGCCAGCUAUCAGCAACCCCACUAACCUCGUCAGCAUCAACCUGGCACACAACCUGCUGCAGGGCUCCAUUCCCCGGGCCCUCUCCCGCCUCGCCUCCCUCACCUACCUCAACGUGUCGUCCAAUCAGCUGUCAGGAGACAUCACACCGGCCCUCUCUCCUCUGCGCUCCCUCGAGAUUGUGGACAUGGCCAUCAACCUGCUCUCCGGCUCGGUGCCUCCCUCGAUUUUCAACCUGCGACGCCUCUCCCACCUCAACGUGUCUCGCAACCGCCUCUCAGGCCCUCUGCCCAACGCUGCUGCCAGCCCAGCUCUCAUCAUUCAAUAUCUCCAUCCCCUCUCCCCCCCUUCUCAUCCUGCACCCUCCCUUUCCUUGUGCUGGUUUUCUCAACCCUCCUCGCUUUCUUCGUCCUCCCAUUUCCUCCCAACCACGUGUCCCUUCUCCCCAUUUCCGCCCACCCAUGUCUCUCUCCCCUCUCUCUUCCACAGCGACCUCUCAUUCAACACGCUCUCAGGGACGCUGGAGAGCCAGCAAGUCAACCUGAAGCGACUGGCAUUGCUUUCUUGCCCAGCCAGCCCCUAUUGGCCCCCUCGCUUCCCGCCCGCCAACCUUCCAUGCCCCAACCUCUCAGCCAACCCAUGUUGCCUCCUUUGCUCCAUCGUGCUUCCUACCCGUCCCUGCUGGCAGGGCGUGCACCACAACCAGCUGUCAGGCCCCAUCCCCGAGUACCUCUGCCAAUCAGCUCCUGAGCAGCAACGCCUUCUCGGGAGCCCUUCCUCAGUGUCUGCCCUUCAUCUCCUCCGUCCAACUCAUGUCCGUUCCACCCGUCAUCCUUCACCUUUCCUCGUCCCCCUUGACUCUGUUCCUCCUCCUGUUGUUACUGACGUCAGCAACAAUUUGCUCUUCAUGGAUGCCGCAUCCUUCCAAAACAUGCCGCCCAUCAGCCUGGACCUCAGCGGCAACUACCUCUAUGGCUCCCUCUCCCCCUCCCCCAACAUCACCCUCUCCUCCUCCUCCUCCUCCUCCUCCUCCUCCUCCUCCUCCUCCUCCUCCUCCUCCUCCUCCUCCUCGCCGCCCAUCCCCUCUCUCGUCCUCCCAGCGACCCCCCAACCCCAGUCCCUUCCCCCCUGGGCAGUCCAGGAUGCAACGAACUCUGAGUGGGCGUGGGUAUGGCAGGGGGGGCAGCAGGGGGCAACUGGAGCAGGAGGGGCGAGCGGGGGGAAUAUUAGCAGCGCAGCGGCGUGGCUGGCAGUGGAGGGCAACUGUUUGGGGAGUGAGGUUGUGGGGCAGCAACGUGGAGCAACAGAGUGUGCGGCGGUGUGUGGGAUAGAGCCAGGGCAGGGCCCCUGUGGGGGUGCGGGUGCGGGGCAGUGUGUGGUGCAGAGCGGUUGGCCACCGUCCCUCUCCUGCUCCUGCGCCAGUGGCUACGUUGCUGUCACUGCUGCCGGCACUGCCAACACCACCACUUGCGAGCUGCCACCCCCUUCCCCUUCCAGUAUGUUCAGUCAGUGGCUUGGGCUGGUCUCCCAGCUUCUCAGCAAAUGGUUUGAGACGUCUCAAAACACUUCUUUUAUCGCGUGGGCUGCUGUCCCGGCUUCCCAGCAGAUAAUCGCCUCCGCUUGCGUGCUUUUAUUUGCACCACACAGCCCCCUCUCCCCCUGUCUCUUAGUCGUAUCAACCCCCUCCAUCCAUCCCUCUCCAUUCUCCCCCACUCGCCCCCUCCGCAGCGUCCUCGUCGGGGCUGUCAGCAGGGGCGGUGGCGGGCAUAGUGCGUCCUCGUCGGGGCUGUCAGCAGGGGCGGUGGCGGGCAUAGUGGUGGGCGUUGUGCUGCUGCUCGCAGCUGUCGCUGGCCUUCUCUUCUUCUUCCUCCGCCCCUCUAAGAGAAGGUCGUUGGAUUUGGACCAGUGUGUGGCGUUCCGCAUAGAGGAUAUACGCCGCGCCACCAACAACUUCUCCCCGGAAAGCAAGCUGGGCACCCUGUGGGCCAUCAAGUGCGCCAAGUUCCUCACCCACGACUUUGAGAACGAGGUGCGAGCAGUGGCGACGCUGCGGCACCAGCAUCUGGUGCAGCUGCUGGGGUACUGCAUGGAUUACAAUGCGGCCACGGGCCACCAGGAGCACCAAUCCACCAUCCCUCCCCCGUCCCCCCUCCCCACCCAACCCCCUGUGCAGGUGCGAGCAGUGGCAACGCUGCGGCACCAGCACCUGGUGCGGCUGCUGGGGUACUGCAUGGACUACAACGCGGCCACGGGCCACCAGGAGCAGAUCCUCGUCUACGAGUUUGUUCCCCACGGCGACCUCUCCCACUACCUCCACGCAGGGGACGCCCCCCCUGGUUCCACCCGCGUGUCGCUCUCCUUUGAAGAGCUUGUGCGCAUUGCUCAGGGCGCGGCGGAAGGCCUGGCAUACCUGCACCACUCGCUCUCCCCUCCAAUUGUUCACCGCGAUGUGAAGCCCGCGAACAUUCUCAUUGGCGAGAGCCGCACCGCGAAGCUGGGUGAUUUCGGGCUGGUUAAGAUGGAUAACCUGGAAAAUGCGACGAACCUGGCGGGCACGCCUGGGUACAUGGACCCGGAUUAUGGUGACAGCAAGAUUGUGACGACGGCGAGUGACGUGUUCAGCUUCGGAGUGGUGCUGCUGGAGAUGGUGUCGGGGAAGCGGGCUGUGCUGGAUGAGAGUGACAUCGCCUUCAGCAACCGUCACAUCUCCAUCUGGGCGAACGAGCUUGUGAUGACAGGCAAGAUCACCCAAGUGGUGAUGGAGGACCUGAAGGCGCCACCGGAUGCCAUCAUCAUGUUUGUCGAUCUCGCCAUGGAUUGCUUGAAGCGACCUGGAGCCUUGAGGCCGGAGAUGCGGGAAGUGGCACGGCGCCUCACCAACAUCCUUGCCGUUGCACAAGGAAAUGCGCCGGUGCGAGAAGCGGCGAUGCUGCGGCACGAGCACCUGGUGCAGUUGCUGGGGUACUGCAUGGACUACAACAUUGCCACAGGCCACCUGGAGCAGAUCCUUGUCUACGAGUUAGUCCCCCACGGCAACCUCUCCCACUACCACCACUCUCCUCCUGGUGCAACCCGAGUGUCCCUCUCCUUUGAGGAGCUCGUAUGCAUUUCACUGGGUGUGGCAGAAGGGCUGGCAUAUACCUCCACCACUCGCUCUAUCCUCCUAUCGUGCAUCGCGAUGUGA
This is a messenger RNA of Closterium sp. NIES-65, 4407 nucleotides long. Lineage: Eukaryota; Viridiplantae; Streptophyta; Zygnematophyceae; Desmidiales; Closteriaceae. The record is from the annotation of a GenBank genome assembly.